GCCAUGGAGGGGGGCCAGGGGCCCAGACUCAGAGACUUCCUGGGCCGAAGCCUGGCCACCUGGGCGCUGGGACUGGCUGGACUGGUCGGGGAGACGGAGGAGGAAGAGGAGACACCCCUCUCCGAGGAGAAGAGGCUCCUGCGGCUCUGCGAUGGGGCCCUGCUCCUCCGGGUGCUGGACCUCGUGGUCCCCGGUUCCCGAGGAGGACCUUGGAUAGUCAGGGGCCAUGAUGGCCCUGCAGCCUGGCGGGUGUGUAACCUGAAGCACCUGUGGGCCAGGCUGAGAGACUUCUAUCAAGAGGAGCUGCAGCUGUUGGUCCUGUCGUCACCCCCAGACUUCCAGACGUUGGGGUUUGAUCCCCUCUCAGAGGAGGCGAUGGAAGAGCUGGAAGGCAUUCUUAGGCUGCUGUUGGGGGCAUCUGUGCAGUGUGAGCACCGGGAACUCUUCAUCCGACACAUCCAGGGUCUGAGCCUCGAGGUGCAGGGCGAGCUGGCCGCCACCAUCCAGGAGGUGACCCAGACCGGGGCAGGGGUGGUGCUGCCACUGGCUGGACCCAGUCCUGGGGAGCUGGAGGCCUCAGAGCUGGAGACGAUGAUCUGGAGCCUCAUGGGCACACUGUCCAGGCUGGUCCGGGAGCGGGAUCUGGGGGCCCAGCGGCUGGCAGAACUGCUGCUGGAGCAGGAGCAGGCCCCCCUGCCGCCCGAGGCCCCCGUGCAGGCCUCUGGGGACGGUCCCUCACACCACCUGGCGCUGCAGCUGGCCAGUGCCAAGGCCCAGGUGCGGCGCCUGCGGCAGGAGCUGGAAGAGAAGGCGGAGCUGCUGCUGGACUCACAGGCGGAGGUGCAGGGUUUGGAGGCGGAAAUUCGGAAGCUCCGCCAGGAGGCCCAGGCGCUGUCAGGACCGGCCAAGCGCGCCGAGCUGUACCGAGAGGAGGCCGAAGCGCUGCGGGAGCGGGCCGGCCGCUUACCCCGCCUGCAGGAGGAGCUGCGGCGCUGCCGCGAGCGGCUGCAGGAGGCCGAGGCCUGUCGGGGCCGGCUGGAGGAGGAGCGGGCGCUCUCAGGGGCCUUGGAAGCCUCCAAGGCGCUUCUGGAGGAGCAGCUGGAGGCCGCCCGGGAGCGCGCAACCCGGCUGCACGAGACCCAGCGCGAGAACCUGCUGCUGCGCACCCGGCUGGGCGAGGCCCACGCGGAGCUGGGCUCUCUCAGGCAUCAGGUGGACCAGCUGGUGGAGGAGAACGUGGAGCUGGAACUGGAGCUUCGGAGGAGCCUGGAGCCACCGCCUGGCUCCCCUGUGGAGGCACCCCUGCUAGGAGCGGGACCCUCGCUGCAGGAUGAGGUGAGGGAGACCGAGGCUGAGCAGCUGCGGGUGGUGGAAAGGGAGAACCAGGAGCUCCGAAGCCUGCUGCAGGUUCUGCAGAGGCAGCUCCACAUACAGUGCCCCCUGCUGGAGGAGCAGAGCGGGGACUCGGUGCUUCCUGAGCUCCAAGUGGCUCCCAGGAUUCCCCAGGCCUCCCGCCAUGGCCCACAGGGCACGCCUUGCCAAGCUGGCGACGAAGGCAGCCAGGUCCCGGACACGGCUCCCCUGGUAUCGGAUUCAGCUCUUGACGGGUUAUCUGAGUGUCCUCAGGUGUCUGAUGCAGACCAGGAGGUGACAGAGAGGCCCCACCAGGAGCCUACCCUGGUUGUCCAGACUGCGGACGCCACCCCCCAAAAGUCAGAAUCCGCUGGGGAGACACGGGAGUCCUUGGAGAAGGCGGGAUCCGGAGUCUUACUCCAAACUCCCACUUCCGGGGCCUCACCUCCAGAGACAGGGGUUACAAUUGAGGGGCAGCAGGUGCUAGGAGGAGAGACUGGGGACAGAGAGGCCCCCCAGGGGGAAUUGGUGCCCACUGCCCAGGUUCUGAGACAAGAAGGCCCCUGCCACAAGCUGGGAUCCUCAGAGCUCGGCCUUCAGGUAUCGCCGGAAGAGCAGACGCUGGACUCAUCCAGGUGCCAGAGGUUGGAGGGGAAGGCUGGGGAACCAGCACCCCAGAAGCCGAAGCCGAGGUUGGAAGGAGCCCUUGAUGGCCAGGCUUGGGAGGGGCCGCCCCCAGGGGAGACCCUGGCUGGUGGUGUCCCCGAGCUGGAGGCCCUCAGGGAGGAGGUGAUGGAGCUCAGGAGAGAAGCUUCAGCCCUGGGAGCUGAAUUGGAAGCCCAGGCGCAACGGCUGGAGGCCCGAGGCAUGGAGGCUGCCCGUCUCUCUGAGGAGCUGGCCGGGGCGCGGAAGGCAGAGGCCGAGGCCCACCAGGAGGCAGAGGCCCAGGCCCGGGAGCAGGCCGGGCUUCGGGAGGCAGUGGACGCCGCGGGCCGGGAGCUGGAGGCCGUGGCCCGGGAGCGUGCGGCGCUGGCAGAGGCCCUGGCGGCAGCUGGCCGGGAGCGGCGGCAGUGGGAGCGGGAGGGGGCCAGGCUGCGGGCCCAGGCGGAGGCCUGUGAGCAGAGGCUGCAGGCACUGCAGCUGGAGCGCCAGGGCCUGGUGGAGGAGGCUGAAAGGGAACGUCGCAAGAAGCAGGCCCUUAAAGAGGAGCUGGAGAAGGCCGUGGUGCGGGGCCAGGAGCUGGGGGCCCGGCUGGAGCACUUGCAGCGAGAGCUGGAGCAGGCGUCCCUGGAGCGCCAGGAGUUUCUUCGAGAACAGGAGUGCCAGAACCAGAGAUACCGGGGCCUGGAGCAGCAGCUGGAAGCUGAGCUGCAGGCGGCAGCAACCAGCAAGGAGGAGGCACUGAUGGAACUCAAGGCCCGGGCCCUGCAGCUGGAAGAGGAGCUGCUCCAGCUUCAUCGGGGCCCUGCAGGACGGGGACCAGGGCAACACCCCGAGACUCACACCUCUGUGACCCAGAAUGGGCGGCUUGUGGAGGUGGAGCGCAGUAACGCCACGCUGGCGGCAGAGAAAGCAGCCCUGCAGGGGCAGCUGCAGCAUCUGGAGGGGCAGCUGGGGAGCCUUCAGGGCCGGGCCCAGGAGCUGCUGCUGCAGAGCCAGCGGGCCCAGGAGUACAGCAGCCGCCUGCAGGCUGAGAAGUCGGCGAUGGAGAUGCAGGGCCAGGAGUUGCACCGGAAGCUGGGGGUGCUGGAGGAGGAGGUGCGGGCCGCGCGGCAAGCCCAGGAGGAGACCCGAGGGCAGCAGCAGUCCCUGCUGCGGGACCACGAGGCCCUGGUGCAGCUGCAGCGGCGGCAGGAGACGGAGCUGGAGGGGUUGCUGGUGCGGCACCGAGACCUCAAGGCCAACAUGCGUGCCCUGGAGCUGGCCCACCGGGAGCUGCAGGGCCGCCACGAGCAGCUGCAAGCGCAGCGGGCCAGCGUGGAGGCCCAGGAGCUGGCGCUGCUGGCCGAGCGGGAGCGGCUGAUGAAGGACGGGCACCGGCAGCGGGGCCUGGAGGAGGAGCUGCGGAGGCUGCAGAGCGAGCACGACAGGGCGCAGAUGCUGCUGGCAGAGGUGUCCCGGGAGCGAGGGGAGCUGCAGGGGGAGCGGGGGGAGCUGCGGGGCCGCCUGGCCCGGCUGGAGCUGGAGCGGGCGCAGCUGGAGAUGCAGAGCCAGAAGCUGCGCGAGUCCAACCAGCAGCUGGACCUGAGCGCCUGCCGCCUGACCACGCAGUGCGAGCUGCUGACCCAACUGCGGAGCGCCCAGGAGGAGGAGAACCGGCAGCUGCUGGCCGAGGUGCAGGCCCUGAGCCGCGAGAACCGGGAGCUGUUGGAGCGCAGCCUGGAGAGCCGCGACCACCUCCACCGGGAGCAGCGCGAGUACCUGGACCAACUGAACGCCCUGCGCCGGGAGAAGCAGAAGUUGGUAGAAAAGAUCAUGGACCAAUAUCGUGUGCUGGAGCCCGGGCCUCUGCCCCGCACCAAGAAGGGCAGCUGGCUGGCAGACAAGGUGAAGAGGCUGAUGCGGCCCCGGCGGGAGGGGGCCCUCCCCCUCCCUGGGGGGCCGCGCCUGAGGGCUGAUGGGGCUGGCAGCACUGAGAGCCUGGGGGGACCCCUGGAGACGGAGCUCCCCCGGGGCAGGGAGGCAGAUGGGACAGGGUCCUCUUCACCAGCCCCCGUGCGCCGGGCCCAGAGCUCCCUUUGCCUGGGAGAGGAGACCCUGGCAGGCAGGCAGCGGAGGAAGCUCAGCUCCCGCCUCCACGUGGGGCGCAGCUCGGAGUCCUUCAGCCCAGGGGACACCCCGCGCCAGCGGUUCCGGCAGCGCCGGCCAGGCCCCCUGGGGGCACCCAGUGCCCGUGGCAAAGGAUCUGGCGUGGAGUGGGACGGUUCCGUUGAGACCCUCCCGGAACACGAAGCAGGUGGAACUGGAGAGGGCCAUGAAGAACUGGAGAAACGUCCCCUCAGCCAGUGACACCAUGGGGACAGGGCCCUUGGGAGUACAGCCCUCUUGCCAGGGGAGUACCUGUUACGGCCCCAGGCAGCCCAAGUGCUUGGGGAGCCACGGUGCCCGAGG
Perognathus longimembris pacificus (Pacific pocket mouse) is the source of this 4464-nucleotide messenger RNA. It is a transcript of the gene Ccdc88b, whose product is annotated as coiled-coil domain containing 88B. The record is from RefSeq and is a predicted model, not a curated record. Gene Ontology annotation, molecular function: dynein light intermediate chain binding; microtubule binding. NCBI's taxonomy places the organism in Eukaryota, Metazoa, Chordata, Mammalia, Rodentia, Heteromyidae. Gene Ontology annotation, biological process: cytoskeleton-dependent intracellular transport; cytoplasmic microtubule organization. Gene Ontology annotation, cellular component: centrosome; cytoplasm. The coding region runs from base 4 to 4362 and encodes 1452 amino acids. The transcript is spliced from 27 exons.